AUGGAGUGCAGCUACUGCCACGGACCGUUCAACGACCCCAAAGUGUUGUGUUGUUCCCGCCUGUGCAAGCUAUGCCUGCGGACCCACAUCGAGACCACGGUCAAGGACGAUUUCAUCGCAUGUCUCGUCUGUUACAACAAGAUGAAGAUUCCAGAUCCUUACAGGCCGAGAGACGAGUGGGCGGACCAGUACCGCAGUGACAUAUUCCUCCAGCGAAUGAUACAGGCCGGCAAACAAGUGGAAAGCAAGCACAACUGCUUCAUUUGUGAGAGCAGUAGAGGGGGUCACUCCAUCGUAAAAAUACAAAGUCUCAACGCCAAGGACAUAAUGACCAAGCGCAGACUGUAUUGCACUAUACACCAGGACCGUCCCUUAGAAGUCUUUUGUCAGACCAAUCAAGUCACACCCAAGCCUGCCUCCUCGUCCUUGUCGGAGUCUUCCAAUGUGUCAGUUAUGAGUACACCCAGGGCAGAGGCGGGUCAGGUGGUGUGCCAUACCUGCGCCGACGAAUCUCACCGGAAUUGUAGGACACGCCCUCUGAACAAAGUGGCGAAAGAUAUCAACGAAAAGUUAAAUAAGGUUAGAAGUAAAAUCCCAGCAGUUAUAGACAUUCAAGAACAGAAAAGCACCGCCCUCAAAGAGCGAAAAUCGCGCAUGGUGGACAGCAACGAACAGAAGAUCAAUGAGAUAGAGAAUGCUUUCGCCAAAAUACAGCAAGCCAUUGACGCCAGGAAGAAGCAUCUACUUGACUCAAUGAGGGAAAAGUCGAAGAGAAACGGCCUACAGAUAGAAACUAUGGCAGACCAAUCCGUGUCCUUCCUUGCGGCUAUGAAGAACGUGAAAACCCUGCUCUCCUGGAUGGAAGAGUGUGGAACGGACUACGACGUAGCCACAUCUGACGGCCUACAGAUAGAAACUAUGGCAGACCAAUCCGUGUCCUUCCUUGCGGCUAUGAAGAACGUGAAAACCCUGCUCUCCUGGAUGGAAGAGUGUGGAACGGACUACGACGUAGCCACAUCUGGUGACAUACUCAUUGACCAGUACAAUCAUCUGUACAGACUGUGUCGGGAUCCCGAGGGCCAUGACCUCACACCUUUCCGCAGCUCGGUGAACGUGGAGGAAGGUGUCGUCAACACGUUUGUACAGAUGGUCGAAAUGAUUGGCUCUGAUGCCAGUGGACACGUCAUAGCCUUCAAGACAAAGCAGCUUUCUCUGCGCAUGCCUGAAGACCUGGAGGACCCUGUGAUCAAAGACAUCCUGCUACUAGAAGACGGCUCCUUGAUCGCCACGGACAACAAGAAUAAGUGUCUGAAAAUGGCCAGUAUCACAGACGCUGGAGACCCCAGGGUUGUCAAACUGGCUCUGAAGACGCAGCCUUGGGGCACCACCAAAUUGCAGGUGAACGUGAUUGCUGUGACAGGACAUCAAUGUGUUUACAUCAUCACAAAGACUGAGGACCUUCACUUACAGUCCACUGUGAGGACUCGUAAAGACUACUGGUCAGUUACCGCCUUGAGCCCCAUCAACCUGGCGCUGACCUGCAAGUUCCCGCCCACUGUGGAUAUCGUGGACAUCACAGGCCGGCUGUUGAGGUCAAUAGAGAUGAACGCCAGUGGUGACCCGCUCUUUAAGGUGCCACAGUACAUCUCUAAUCUGUACGACAAGCUGCUGGUCUCGGACAGAGAAGGCAAAGCUUUGACCUGCGUUGACCAACACGGAAAGGAGCUCUUCGUCUUCAAAGGUAGCGCCAAAGAAGAGCUUGAGCAUCCCAAAGGUGUCUGUGCGAGCAAAAGCGGGCAAGUGUUCCUCGUGGAAAAUGACGACGUUUGGCUGGUCUCUGCAGAAGGAAAAAUGAUCAACAAAGUAAUCACAGACGUGAAGGGAGCUCGUGCAGUGACGGAGGAGAACGGGACUCUGUGUGUCAGCAUCGAGGGCAAAGGUGUGCUGUUCUACAAGAUCAUUGAUAUGAACAGUGUCUGA
Molecule: messenger RNA, 1980 nt
Organism: Aplysia californica (California sea hare)
Lineage: Eukaryota; Metazoa; Mollusca; Gastropoda; Aplysiida; Aplysiidae
Exons: 13
Coding region: 1-1980 (659 amino acids)
Source: RefSeq, a predicted model, not a curated record